AUGGCGGAACAGCUCGUGGAGAUAUCAGACACGGAGGUACGAAUUGAAUUCACACUCAACUCCAAAUGCCGAGCCAAUGUGACCAUGAAAUCCCUCUCACCGACAGCUCCAAUUGCUUUCAAAGUACAGACCUCUUCCCCACACAAAUUCCUGGUCAGUCCCCCAACGGGCCUCAUCCCUCCAUUAUCCUCUACAACCUUCCGAGUUGUCCUCAAGCCCCAAACUCACUACCCUUCCUCUUUCCCUCGCUCUCACUCCGACCGAAUCCUCAUUAAGACGGCGCCGUACCAUUCCGACUCGGCUGCAGAUUCAGAGUUCCUCAGCCAGUGGUUCUCGUCUUUGCCUUCCACCGUCGAUUUCAAGCUCAGAGUUGCCUUUGUGGGGGCCUCGCUGCUCCGUCACGCCGUCGGGUGCGGCGACGUGGACUCCGCGAGGAAUAUUAUCAAGAGACAGAGGUCUGUUCUGUCCGAGUUGUCUCGAGGGGAAUCUGAGUCGCUGCUCCGAGUUGCAGCGGAGCUGGUUAACCCGGACAAUAUGGUGAAUCUGCUGCUCGAAUCCGGGUUGAAAGUCGAGCCGGUUGAGGCAGAUGCCGAUUCGGAGUGGAAAUCCAAGGGCUGGAACGAGUUACACGUGGUUGCGGCUUCGGAUCGGAUGCAGGAGGUGUCGGAUUUGGUGAAGAGGGUUUCCGACGUUGAUCACAGAGACAAAGAGGGAAGGACGCCGUUGUAUAUAGCGGCGGCGAAUGGGAACAGAAGAAUGGUGGAGACGCUAAUUGAAUUCGGCGCCGACCCGACCGCCGCCGACUAUUGCGGCCGCUCGGCCGUCGAUGUAGCCCGCGACAACGGACAUGAGGAGGUCUUGAAGGCUCUGGAGCGCGGCGAGAUGGUGUUGACGGCGGCGCGGCGGGGGGAAUUCCAACUCCUGGAGUCACUACUGCGGAGAGGCGCGGCCGUGAACUAUCGCGAUCAGUACGGUCUCACAGCGUUGCACGCGGCGGCCAUCAAAGGGCUCGAGAAGACGGUGGCGCUACUCCUGAAAUUCGAGGCGGAUAUUGAGUCCCGGGAUAACGACGGCCACACGCCGCUGCAUUUGGCUGCGGUUGCCGGCGGAGUUGAGACGGUGGAGGCAUUGGUCAAGCGUGGGGCCGACGUUAACGCCGUGAGCAACGGAGGCUCCACUCCGCUGAGCAUUGCGAGGGCUCUUCUACACGAUGACGUGGUGCAGGCUCUUAUAAACAAGCCCGGCAUGUAA
This is a messenger RNA of Linum trigynum, 1251 nucleotides long. NCBI's taxonomy places the organism in Eukaryota, Viridiplantae, Streptophyta, Magnoliopsida, Malpighiales, Linaceae. The record is from the annotation of a GenBank genome assembly.